AUGGAGGGACACAACGACAAUGCCGCGCGAUGUCUUCCUAAAAUCCCAAAGCUCUUUACUACAACUGACCAUCCGACCGAGGUGAUACUGUUUUCUGCGUCUGCUCCUGACGAGGAUUCAAUUAAAAGUCGUGCUGUUCAUGGGCUCACGACGUGCGAGACCCACGAUGACAACACUCAGCAGAACGACGGACAAAAGGAGCGAACACCGCCUAGCACCGCUCUAUACUCGACUCUUAUGAGCCCUGGGGAUAGAAAAGCCACGGUCUUCACGAUCAAGAAAGAGCGAUCUUCGCAAGAUGAUGCGACACUUCCACCUUCAUCGGACGUUUCUACACAUUCCGGUGACAACAUUCUGGAGGAGGCUGUUCAGAAACUACCUGAUGUUGCUACCAAAGUUCGCGAGAUGAGUACUAGUCUUUUCAAGAACAAAGGAGACACCUCAGACCGCACAGCAUCGACUGAACAAUCUAGCGAGGUUGCUUCAGCGCUCCCGCCACCUCAACCUCUGACAAGGAGUCGCCUACGAUCUAUUCCCAACACUAAGCUCUACGAUCUUGGUAAAUUAUAUGGCCGGCUUCAAAGUACGAUAGAUGAUUCCCAGGCUGCCACGAUUAGAAGUGACACGUCUCGACCGGCAGACAUGGAUGGCCACUCUAUCGACUCUUCUGAAGCCCCUAGAACAGCAGCCGAGGCUGAAUGCCCGGCCUACUACAUCUUUGACCCCCAUUCGGGUGGCAUGGCAUACUACAUGUAUCGAGAUAACGAUGAGAAAGAAGGCUAUACAGUUGAAAAGGUUUCUUUCAAAUCCACAUCACCUGAAUCAGGAGUGCGGACAUAUCAUCUUGAGGCUUCAGCGAAGGACCUCGGCAAGAUGAUGGGAGAUAGCCAAGAGACUCUAUGGAGGUUCGGCUCUUCGCAUAUUCCUGCAGUAAUUAUUGAACCGGAAGGAUCAGCUUCUCACGAAGCGGAGGCGGACGCAGACGAGCCGUUAUAUGCUGGCGAGGAAGCUACUCAGAGUAUUGCAAGAAAAGUGAGCGAUCGGCUUCAGAAGAUCAGGCACCUAAGAGAACACUUAUAUAUCAUCAAUGGGCAAGGCCAGCAUGUUCCGGAAGCUAGGGGACUAUAUCUUAUUGGCGAUAAAGAUAUACGCGAUGUGGUCAGUAUUGUAUUGGAUGAAACCCUGAAGAACAACCACACCAACGGGCCCGAAAGACCGACUUCCACGACAGAAUCUUCUGAAAGUCGACCUUUACCAAGGCUAGACGAGAGUUCGCAGGCUAUUUUGGUUGCUUCGCCCAUGGCGGUUGAUCCAGCUACAACCAUCAAUCUGCCAAAAACAUCUUACGCCAACAUCAACGCAACAGAUAUGCAAGUUCAUACUAAAACUCGGGGUACAGCUUCGGAGGCAACGACAACUGUAAUUACACGCAGGAGUGUUGCUGAGAUUACCUGGGCUCGGGCAUAUCCUACAGGUUAUGACCUGGAUUCUCGAACCCGUGGUCGAACGGUUUCAGACUAUUGCUCACCGACCCAUGGAGGUUCACGCUCUUGUUCAGACGACCGGCAGCAGAGCCACCCUAAGACAGUCAAAGGUGAUUUUGUCUUGCGACAGUAUGCUACGCCGAAAAGUACAGCUGAAAUCCUAGCGGACAUUAUGUGUAAUAAAAGUUUUGAACAACAACUGAGAGUUAGUGAUGGGACUGUCAUCACUUCUUUCCCGAGACUCUUUUCCAGAGACUGCACUACUACUGGUUGGCUCAACUCACCUGUGGACACUGAAGGCACAAAGAAAUUUGCGCCGUCCAACCUGUACAAACAUGGUGUUGAUGCCCACAGUGGAUUUGACGAAACAGCAUCAUCGGGCUCUCCUGGAGAGACUCCGAAACUUUCUCCAUACAACGACGCCCACUUCGAUGCGAACCCUUUCAAUACAGGCUUCAAUACCUUGCCAAUUGAGGGCAGUCCUUUUCCAACCCUUGCUGCAGAGAGAAGACUGAGUGCUUCGCUUGAUGCAGACUCUCGAAGACGUCAAAGCAUCCAGGUAAUUGGCAUUGAAGAAGAGACACUAGAUGAUCAGAAUGGUCCGCGUCCAAGUCUUAUGAGAAAGAUCAAACAAGGAAGUCACAAGUUCUUUCACAAACAUCAUUUCCGCAAACCAAGUGGAAGGGCUCCAAGUAUAACUUCUGAGGAAGAUGACUCGCAAGAUGACGACAGCUUACGCCCAAAGGACAGCAACAUAGGACAAUCUAGUCAACUCUCACCCAGGCCAGAUGAUUUGGGAAUCCGUGAAGCUGUUGGAGGAGACAGACUCCACGUCCCUGGUCGAAAAGAAGGCACAUGUUCAGAGGACAAUCAGCCGCACGAAUGUGUGAAUGACUUAUCGUCUCGAGAAAUCUCUCCAAAAUAA
This is a messenger RNA of Fusarium sp. VM40, 2409 nucleotides long. Lineage: Eukaryota; Fungi; Ascomycota; Sordariomycetes; Hypocreales; Nectriaceae. The record is from the annotation of a GenBank genome assembly.